AAUUCCUGUUUUUGACAUUUCCGUUUCUGGCUUUCUGCUGUAGCCUCUACAAAUUGUCCACGUCGACCAAGGGGGGUUUGUUAAAAGAAAAAAUAAACAAACCAAUUUGACUCUUGGGAAAAACGAUGGUUUGUGUUUGAGCUGGUCAUAGUCCUUUGUAUACAAUAAUAGUAUACAAUAAGUGAUAAAACUUCAUCUUAGUUGACUGUUGAUGAAAUCAAUUACAAGAAAGCACCAUGGCUUACCACACAUUACGCCAAGAGUAUAUGUUGAUGCCUCCAGUGACUCGGGCAUACACCACUGUUUGCUUGCUCACUUCAAUUGCAGUUCAACUGGAUGUGGUGUCACCUUUCCAACUGUAUUUCAAUCCUUUGCUCAUCACUCAAAAGUUUGAGAUAUGGAGGCUACUGACUCCAUUCUUCUUUUUUGGGACAUUCAGCUUCAAUUUUCUGUUCAACAUGAUUUUUACUUAUCGCUAUUGUAGAAUGUUGGAGGAGGGUUCAUUCAGAGGUAGAACAGCUGAUUUUGUUUACAUGUUCAUAUUUGGCUGCAUCACAACAGUGAUAUGUGCUUGGUUUGUAAAUUUAUUGUUCCUUGGACAUUCGCUCACCACGAUGUUCGUCUAUAUUUGGGCUCGGCGAAAUCCUUACGUUAGGAUGAAUUUCUUCGGCCUUCUACCUUUUCGAGCCCCAUAUUUGCCUUGGGUUCUCGUGGCUUUUUCAGUUCUUUUAGGCAAUAGCGUAUUGGUGGACAUUCUCGGGAUCGCCAUCGGUCACUUGUAUUUCUUCCUGGAAGAUGUGUUUCCUAAUCAGCCGGGAGGCAGAAGACUCUUGGCCACGCCUCGUUUACUGAAACUUUUGUUCGACACGCACACUGAAGACCCUCUUUACAAUCCGGCUCCUGACGAGCGUCCUGGGGGUUUCGAUUGGGGCGGUGCUGGUGCUCCGAGAGUGGCGGACGCAGCCGCCGACCAGCCGAGAGAAAACGAAAAUCAGUGAGGAAAAAGAGAAA
Messenger RNA from Daphnia pulicaria, 1011 nucleotides. It is a transcript of the gene Der-2, whose product is annotated as derlin-2-like. The transcript has 7 exons. Lineage: Eukaryota; Metazoa; Arthropoda; Branchiopoda; Diplostraca; Daphniidae. Gene Ontology annotation, biological process: endoplasmic reticulum unfolded protein response. The record is from RefSeq and is a predicted model, not a curated record. Bases 237 to 998 code for a protein of 253 amino acids. Gene Ontology annotation, cellular component: endoplasmic reticulum membrane; Hrd1p ubiquitin ligase ERAD-L complex. Gene Ontology annotation, molecular function: ubiquitin-specific protease binding; misfolded protein binding.